UGAAUUCUUCAUGCAAGCAGAUACCCAACUAGCCCAAUAAUGGCUACGGAAAUUCCCAAGCUUCAGUAUCUCUGCCUAAGUAUGCUUCCCAUAUGAGAAUCGGGGGCAACCCGCACUUUUUCUAACCCGCACACAUAACCUGCAAUCACUCCAAGGUGCAGGUUCACCAUUGGAAAAAUCCUCCAUCAGUGACCCACACAACAAGUCAAUCACACAAGAAGACGUUAUCUACGAUGUCUGAUCCUGACCAAUUAACACACGUCAAGGCUGAUGACGAAUCUUAUGACGUAGUGGACAGAGACCAAAACGAGUUUGAUGACGAUGCCCUCGAAAACUCCGUGAAUGAGGAGGCUGCACAACAAGAAGAGGACAAGCAGAAUCUUAAGCGUCUGCGUGAUACAGAAGAGCAAGGCGAGGGAGGAGACGAGGAUGAUGAUGAGGAGGAGGAAGAAGAAGACGAGGAUGAUGAUAUCACCAACAAGAAGAGAAAGAGAAGAAGAGCUGCCAACCAGUUCGUUGAUAUCGAAGCAGAAGUCGAUGACGAAGAAGAAGACGAGUUGGACGAAGACGAUGAAGAGGCCGAACUCUUGAGGGAACAGUUCAUUUCUGAUGAUCGUGAUAAUGCCGAAGGCAAUGAUGGAGACAACCAGGACGAUAGAUUGCACAGACAGUACGAUCGUCGUCGUCAGGAAGCCGAAGAUCAGAAUGCUGAAAAGUUAGCAGAGACCUUAAAGCAAAGAUACAGAAAGACCCACACCGUCUACAGAGGUGAUAGUGCUACCAGUGGAACUGUAUCCCAAAAGUUAUUGAUGCCUUCUAUCAACGAUCCUUCCAUUUAUGCUAUCAGAUGUACCCCUGGCCGUGAAAAGGAAUUGGUGCGUAAAUUGUAUGAGAAAAAGAGAACUUUGGAUAGACUGAACCGUCCGUUAGAUAUCUUGACUGUUUUCCAAAGAGAUGCAUUCAAGGGUUACAUCUAUAUUGAAGCAAAGAGACCCGAUGCUAUUGAUAGUGCAUUGGUCGGAAUGGUUAACAUCUUCGCCAGAAACAAACUCUUGGUUCCAGUCAAGGAAUAUCCAGAUUUGUUGAAGCAAGUCAAGUCUUCUGAUGUCGAAAUUGUUCCUGGAAUUUACAUUAGAAUCACCAGAGGAAAGUACAAAAAUGAUCUCGCAAUUGUGGAUAACUUGUCAGAAAAUGGUUUGGAUGUCCGUUGUAAGUUGGUCCCAAGACUAGACUAUGGAAGAAAUGACGAGAUUGAUAAAGAUGGAAAGAAAAUAAAGCUGAAGGUUAGACCACUUCCAAGAUUGUUCAACGAACAAGAAGCCAGAAUGUAUGAUGGUGAAUUCUUGCAACCAGGAAGAGGACCUCGUAGUUUUGUUUACAGAGGUGAAGAAUACAAUGACGGCUUUCUCUUCAAAGAUUUCAAAUUACAAUUUAUCCAAACUAAAGAUGUCCAUCCUUCAUUAGAAGAACUCGAUAAAUUCCAAGCGGGUAACAGUGAAGAAGAUGGGUUGGACUUAGCUGCUAUUGCUGCAUCAUUAAAGAGCAAAAACAAGUCCGAUGGAAAGCAAUCAACUGCAUUCCAGCCAGGUGACAAGGUUGAGAUUCGUCGUGGUGAACAAGCAAAGACCGUUGGUUUGGUUGUUGAAGCCUCAUUGAAUGAAAUUACUAUCUCGGUUACAUGGAGUGGUGAUCCAAAGUUCGUAAAUCAAAAGUUGACAGUUCCAGCCAAUGAUUUGAGGAAGAUUUUCAACGAGGGUGAUCACGUUAGAAUUGUCGAGGGUAAACAUUUCGAUGAAACAGGUUUGGUUAUCAAGAUUGAUGGUGAUUCCGUGGUCUUAGUUAGUGACCAAACCAGAGAAGAUGUGAGAGUUUUCGCAAACUACUUGGUUAAAGCCACUGAUUCUUCCCUGAAUAUCGACACAAUGAACAGUAAAUAUGACAUUAAGGAUUUGGUUGAAUUGAAUGCCUCAUCUGUCGGUGUUAUUGUGAAGGCAGAAAAGGGUAUUUUCGAAGUUCUUACCUCAGAUGGUAGAAUUUUGCCUAUGAAACCUUCAGGUAUUGCAUCCAAAUUGCAAUUAAGUCGCCGUGAACAAGUUGCCACAGAUAGAAAUGGUUUCACUGUCAAGGUGGGUGAUACCGUCAGGGAAGCUUUGGGAGACAAAAAGAAAGAAGGUGUCAUUUUACACAUCUACAAGAACUCCUUGUUCAUUAAGUCCAAUGAAGUGGUGGAAAACUUAGGUAUUUUUGUCACCAACCGUAUGGAUGUUAGUACCAUCACCACCAAAGAUUCCAUGGUAUCCAAGAGUUUGGGCCCAGACUUGAGUCGUAUGAAUCCUAACUUGAAGCUCCCAAACCCAGGCGCUGCUACUGCAGGUUUGAAAACCAGAGUUGGAGGACGUGACAAGCUUCUUAACAAGGAUGUUGCUGUCACGAGUGGUAGUUACAAGGGUUUGAAGGGUAAGGUUGUGGAAACAGAUGAUAUUAAUGCUAGAAUCGAGUUACACACCAAGAGUAAGAAGAUUAAGGUGAAUAAGAACAGUUUGAAUGUUUUGAUCCGUGGAGAAGCUAUCCCAUACUUGAGAUUCAUUGGAGCAGCAUCCAAUGAUGCUCCUCAGUUCAACAAGCCUUCAGCCCCUGCAUUCAGUUCUGGGGGAAGAUCUUCCUGGAACGGUGGCGCUACCCCAUCUGUUGGCGGUGGUGGGUCUUCGUCUUGGGGUAAUGCAGGAGGUGCUUCAUCCUGGGGUGGUGCAACCGCCUGGGGUGGUGGUAAAACUCCUGCCUACAACGGUGGAAAGACUCCAGGAGCAGGAGGAGCAUCCACAUGGGGAGGAUCUGGAGGAUCUUCUAGCUGGAACCAAAAUGGAGGUAACUCUACUUGGGGUGGAAGCGGUGGCAAUGGCGGAAACUCCACUUGGGGUAGCAAAGGUGGUGCUGGAGGUAACUCGACGUGGGGUAAUAAUAAUGGAGGCAACUCUUCGUGGGGAAAUAAUAAUGGAGGCAACUCGUCCUGGGGAAACAAUAAUGGAGGCAACUCCACUUGGGGAUCCAGCGGAGGAAACUCUAGUUGGGGAAAUAAAGGAGGAAGAAGUUCAUGGGGACAGCAAUAACCCAUCAAGAGUUGCUGGCAAGCACUUGACUAUUUGUAUAUUAUGAAGUCUAUUAAUAUAUUGUACAUUAAAAAGCUAACAUUUUGGGAUGUAGAUACAAUUUUGAUGUGCCAACUGAGAUUCCGAUGUGUGUUGAUGUCAGUUCAUAUCUGAUUAGGUAGGGUUGUGAAAUUGCUACACCCAUCCAAAAGGUUUAGUCUCAAAUCAUCCUCUUGCAAGCUUUAGAGCCCAUUUCAUAGCUUUGAUUUUAUUACCAGAAUAGUUUUCCUAGAUUGAUUUGCAAUGGUUUCAAUUGUUCUCACAUCCUGGA
Messenger RNA from Suhomyces tanzawaensis NRRL Y-17324, 3417 nucleotides. It is a transcript of the gene SPT5, whose product is annotated as transcription elongation factor. The coding region runs from base 234 to 3107 and encodes 957 amino acids. The record is from RefSeq and is a predicted model, not a curated record. Lineage: Eukaryota; Fungi; Ascomycota; Pichiomycetes; Serinales; Debaryomycetaceae. The transcript has a single exon. Gene Ontology annotation, molecular function: mRNA binding. Gene Ontology annotation, cellular component: DSIF complex. Gene Ontology annotation, biological process: regulation of DNA-templated transcription elongation; transcription elongation by RNA polymerase II; regulation of transcription by RNA polymerase II.